AUACAUGAAGUUCAUGUAGUGGCACAAUUUCAAAAUGCAUGUUUGGAAGCUACUCUGAAGAUAUGAAGUAUGCUUCUUGGUAUUUUCUUAACAUACCAAGUAUGGAUCUUCACCUGCAUUUUUGAAGCUUCAGCUGAUUGGGAAUUGUCAUGCUAUAACGAGUCUAUGCAUAUACAUUGUGGCUCUGAAAAAACAAUAAUUAUUCAUGAAGCUCACUUUGGUUAUUUUCGUGAGAUUCUACUUAUAUCGAACUCAACCGAUCGUUGUCGUACACACAAUUCUCGAGAUUGUUGGGUCGAUGUGACAGCCAAUAUAUCUAGAAGAUGUUCUGGUCAUUCUGUAUGUAAAAAUUCCGUUCAUUAUUCAUCUGACUUGUCUGCUGAUUUGUUGGCGAGAGAAUGUUCUUUCAUAAUCGACAAUGCAGCUGAGCCAACUUUGUUCGUAGAGUAUGACUGUAUUUCAACAACUCUUGUAACACGUAUAUCUAAUGAAAAUCAUGUGGAUCCUGAACAGAUUGGUGGUUAUUUAAUCAGCUUAGAUUAUAAUGAAAUAGUAAAAAGUGGUUCAGAAUGGAGAAGUCACUUAGCUGAGGCAAUGUGUAAUCCCAAAUCAAAUCAUUUACCCCAUCAGUUCUAUUUACCGGCGCCCAAAAUCGCAGCAACCAAAUAUUCGAUUGAUGAUGAUGAUUCAUUUAGCAGCUACGGUGAAAGUGGUUAUCGUGAAAAUAAUCAUGAUCGUCUACUGAAUAAAGGCGAUUUGGCUACAUUUAUAUUACGGAUAAAAGAUAUAGGUUUGACUAAAUCAACCACAAAUAUGAAUGAAAUUUCAUCGGCUUUCGCUUCUUCAUCAUCCUCAUCUACUUCAUCAUUGUCAUCGUUAUCAAAUAAUAAUCAUAAUCAUCAUAAUAAUAAUUUAAUAUUGGCUACUGGAUCAGCAUGUCCAUCAAAUCCUGGAAUUGCAUGUAGUCAUGAUUAUUUAUCAGUCGAUGCUCGUAUCUCUAAUGUUUAUGAUGGUACAAUUAGCAAUAUACCAAUAAUUCGUUUUUGUUUAAUCAAUAAUUCCACAUUGAAAACAAUCGCUACAAAGACAAAAACAAAAUUAACAGAAAUACAAAUGACCAAUUCAUCAUCAUUAUCUUCUUCUUCUUCUUCAUCUUCAAUCUCCUCUGGAUCGUUUUCAUUUAAUUCAAUAGAUUAUAAUAAAUUAUAUCCACCAGAUGAAUCAUAUUUAGUUGGGCAAAUUUAUGGUCCAAUCAGUAAUGUAUACGGUUUACAGUUUACAUCAAAUUUAAAUUUAUUAGAUCCAUAUAUUAUUCAUGGAAAAGGCAUAGUGUUAGAAUAUAUUGCUCUUUUAUGUGUUCCCAUCAAUCCACCAAGUGGUAAUGGAGUAGUUGACUAUCGGUUCCGUGUAAAUCAGCAAACCUCUCAUACCUUCGCUUAUGCUGAAGUAUUCUGUCCAUCUGAUCGUUGGUUAGAGCCAAUGGAUCCAGACCUAGAUGAAAUCAAUCCAGCACAAUCAUCGUCGUCGUUUUCGUCAACAGAUAAUAGAUCAUCACUUAAUAAUAACAAUAUUCCUAAUCCAUGGUGGUUACAGCGUAGAAGACAUAUAACACUGAUUUGUGAUCAUCACGAACGUAAAUGGAUACCAAAUCGAUUGCCAGAAGCUUGUUUAACAUCUGAUGAACUUGCCACAUUUGUAGCACAGAUCACUAAAAAUGUACAAGAAAUUGAAAAAAACACAAAAUUAUCCUUGAAUAGUAAUCAAUCGGAUAUGAACAAUAGCAGUGAUAUGAUGUUGAAGACUUCGACAUCUAUCGACCAAUCAGAAUUAAAUACUACACAUUCAUCAUUGUAUUUGAAAGCCGCCAAUAAUAAUGAUCAAGUUACGCAUCUUUCAUCAGUUGCCUUAGGCUCUAUACUUGGAAUAUUAAUAUUCCUUUUGGCCACUCUUCUUGUUGUUUAUAGUCUAAGGCAUAAAUUAUUUGAACAUUAUCAUAAAACUAUUGAUCUAGCUGCAAUUUCAUCGUCGAAUCGUCUUGGUUCCUGUACAUUGGGAACAUUUAGUAGAUCUAAAGAUACUUUAUUAUUUCCAACAUGUAAAAAAUCUCUCAUGUCAUUUCAUAAUAAUAGUAACAACAACAGCAACCAUAAUCACACAAUUUUCAACAAUGGAAAUCUCUUCAAAUCUUAUCCACAUUUAUUGAGUCAUAAUACAAUCAAUGAAAGUUUCCCAGAUUUUCUGAAUACAGCACAACAACAACAACAACAAACAUUUUCACUUCAUUCAUCAACUGUUUCAGGUGUGAAUAGGAAACCGUCGAAUAUUGACUUUAUUACAGAUGGUCAUUUACCACCAUGGCGUAAUUCUUUUAUGAAAAGAAAUCAAAAAACUCCUACUGCUAUUUCAGCAUUAACAUUGGUACCAAAUACACCGAGUUCAGAUCGUCGACAGAUUAUGAACUCAUUACCAUGGCUACGGACAAAUUCCACAUCUCAUAUUAGCAGCAAUAAUGGUGCUCCCUCUUCCUUUAAUCAUAAUGCUAAUCAUACUAAUAGUACUACUAAUACUAAUAAGAAUAAUAACCAUUCAAGAUUUGGAGCAUCUAGUGAAACAAUUCUAUUUUCGUCAUUGAAUCCACCGAAUGGUAUGCCACGUUCAUGGUGGUUACCAUGGCGUAGAAGUAUGCGAAAAAAACGUCGAUUAUAUACACAGUUACAAAGACGUCAGGAAAUUCAAUCAUUAUCUCAACGUGGUCUUUUAGAAUCAUCUGGUAGUUUCUUAGGGAAAUCCACUCCACAACUACCAAAUAAUCGUCAUUUAAUGACAUCAUCAAAUAAUAGUGGACUAUUGGUCAAUGAUCAUGUUUCAAGAUUUGGUACAACUGCUGAACCAUCAUUACCUGCGAUACCUAUAUCAUCAUCGCCAUCACCAACAUCAACGUUAUCAAACAAGGAAGAAUUGAUUCAUCAACAUCCAUACUCAAAUCAUAUUUUUUUAAGAUCGGGAAGAUCUGGCAGUGAAAGAACACGACAAAGUACAAAGACGUUGAUCACGACAACAGACAACGGUAGUAAUUCCGGGAUAGUUAGCGCUUUAUACGCAAAUGAUGAUCAAGCGAAUUCACCAAUUUAUACAAAGUAUCCUAUGAAUUUGCCAAAUAAUAAUAAUAAUAGUAAUGGAGACAAUACAUCACCGUCUAUUUAUCCCAAGACUAAUUCGAAUAUACAAUCUAUUUCAUGGAUCAAUGUGAAUGAUAAUGAUUUACCAUGGAAAUUUACACCACCAAGUAGAAAUAGUUUUAGUAAUGGUAUUCGACGAUUAUCAUCAUUUUUUCGUAGUUUUAAUCAAAGUAACGGAUCAUUUACACCACCAAGAUAUCAUAAUAACAAUAAUGGUAAUGGUUAUGGAUUAUCUUAUAAAAAAUCAUCUUUAAGGUCUUCAUCAUUCAAUACAUCACGUACAGAGAUGAUGCCAUCAAUGCCAGUAUUACCUACAUUUAACUAUUUGACUACAUCAAAUAAUAAUAAUAAUAGUGGUAAUAUUGUACCAUUGACCAGUCAUUAUCCGGUCAAUAAACAACAUUUUGAUUCAUUUCGAUUAAAUGGUCGUCAUGUUACUCAUCCGUUGAUGCAACCAGCUUUGCAAUCAAUGUCAGAAUCGAAGGAUUUACACAGAAAACAUAAUUAUAUCGAGAAUAUGUGGAGUACUCAAACAGUAAAACCAUCAUUAUUUCAUCAAGAUGCUUAUCAACAUCAAAAUCAUCAUACUAUGUAUAGCAGUGGAGAUGAACACACUACCAUCAAUGAUAUGUUAUCACGUCACACAACAAAAACUAGUUUACAAGGUAGUAGUCGAAUAGAUUCCUUACUAUCCACAGAAUUGAUUGAUUUAUGCAACAAUAACAAUGGGUGUACUAGUAGUAGUAAUAAUAAUAAUAAUAUUGUAAAGAAUGAUCCAUUGGCUAAAUUAAAUUCUACUUCAGUGACAGUAAAACAAACAGUACCGAAUUCAAUGUACAAUAGUUCAUUAAAUUAUAAUAAAUUUGAUUAUAUUGAAAAAGAUGAAUUAAAUCAUUUACCAUAUCUAACAACUGAUCCGUAUUUGGAACCUGUUUCAUUGAAACGGAGACAACAACAAGAAAAACAACCGGAAAAUUUGAUAAAUACACAGAAAGUCAAUCUCUUUGAUCAUUAUAAUGAUAUGGAUCUCGAUAGAGCAGUGAAUGAAAAUGGUGAUUUAAUCAAAUUGAAUAAAUGUGAUCAACAUCGUGCAGAUCAUAGUGGAACAAGUUCAGCAAUUAGUUCAUUAGUAUUCGCUGAUGAUUCUGAUCUUUCUAAAGUGUCAGAAAAUUCAAUAAAAAGUCGAAAAUCUGAUCAAUAUAGUUCAUUACACUUGAUCACAUCACAAACUGUAUCACCUAUUGAAACUAAUUCAAUGAAUAAUAAUCCUGCAAUAGAUGUUACAACGGUUAUUACCAAUAUUUGUACUACUAUUACUACUACUACUUCUACAACCAACAUUUCAAUUCCUACUGCUACAGCAUUUGUUUCUAACAGUGAUGACAUUGUUGCUAUACCUCGAGUGAAAAACCCAAAUAAUAUUGAUUAUGUAACUUAUGAUGAAACACGUUCGUAUGAUAAGAAAAAUAACCGAUUUACACUGAAUAAAAUUACUGGAAAACAACCAUAUUCAAUUGAUUCUGACCGUAAUCCGUUGAAUACAGAUAACAAACUUGUAGCUGGAACACUAACAGUUGCAUCAGCAUUGUUGUCAUCAGAUCACGAAGUCCAACGUAGAAUCAAUACAAUGAAAGGUGAUUCUGAUUCACGCCCAUUAUCUGAUGCAAUGAUUAGCAAUCAUUAUUAUGAUUUAAAUCGUAAUAUAAAUUAUCAAGAAAUAUCAAUGGAAUCAUCAUUACAAGAAGAGGAAAACAGGGAUUCUAAUCAUCAAUUAUUAUACAAAUCUCAUCCACCAUUACCACCAUUAUGGUCUAAUAAUAAUAAUAAUCAUAUGCAACAUUUUAAUAAAAGCCACAUUAUUACUGCCACUACUACUACUAAUAAUAAUAAUGAUAGUAGUAAGAGAAAUUUCGGUUCAAUCGAUUCAUUAUAUGAAACAGUGGAUUUGCCUAGAACUAAUUUACCGACCUCACUGUUAACAUCGACAACAAUGAACAUAACGAUAAUAUUCAUAAUAAACAACGAUAUUUUACAAACAAUUUAUAUUUUGGUGCAAUUUAAUACAACAAAAACAACAACAUUUCAUGGAGUUCGGAAAUAUUGUCAAUAGCGAACAUUUACGUCAACAUCGACGUAGUUGUAUGGCAUUACCGCCAACACCAUCAUCUUUAUUCAAUGUAAAAGCACCAAUACGUUUAAUCGGUGAAAUGGAUGAUUGGAAUUUGCCUAGUUGUUCUGAUGAUUCGGAAUAACUUAUUUAUGAUUAAGAGAAAGGAGAAGUCAAUGAGAAUUCUUGUAUAGAUCAAAGAUUUUUAAUGAAAAUAUUCAAUUUGUAAGCGAUUUACAAUGAAAACCAAUCCAUUCUUUAUUUAUUCCCAGCUUCAUUGUGAUACUUCCGUAUCACAGUAUUAAUUAAAGGAACUUCCGUUCACAGUGGAAACUGCUUCCGAGUUUUUACUAUGAGCAUUCAAAUGAUGAGUUUUGGAAAACAUUGAUAAAAAUGUGUAGUUUGUUUCUCUACAAUUGUAUUGUACCAUUUACCAAUGUCAUAUGCAUGCACGCUGUUUGGCUGAAGAUAUUCAGUGAUCUUUCUGUAUUCCAUUGAGGUUAUGUUCCAAGAAAUGUUAACAUUCAGUAGCAAAAUCUCGUUAAUGGUUUUGGUUUACCAAUGUGCAUUCGGAUAUAAUGGUGAUUCUUCUGUGUGUAUGUUACUAUCUUGAAACGCCAUAUUCUGUAGCUUCUUUUCAAAAUGAUAUUCUACAGACUUCCAUGUUAUAUAAAACUUGCUAAUGCUGGUAAGAAAUGGAGGAAAUAAAGAUCUUCGUAGCAAAACUAUUAGUCUGAGUUCAAUCUGUGUUAGCGUAUUUCAAUGAUUGUCUUAAAUCAUUUAGUGGUGUAAACUUUGAAAAGUCAACAAUCUUCUAGUGUGAUUAAUUCGAAAACUAUUCAGUUUACUCCAAAGAAUAGUGAUAUCAAUAAAUGAUUUCUUUCUGCUUUUGUUCUUUGUUUCCUCAUUCUGUCCGAAUGCAUUUCCCAUCAGGAUUACUCCAAUUAUGUUCUACUCUUAGAUCGACUUUUCUUAAAAUGCAUUGUCAAAAGGAGCCCAGACAUUGGUACCAUUCAAAAAGACAUGAAUUUCAUUCGGCUGUUCAAACAUAAAACCAUGUCAUCUGCUGACAAUAAAUUAUUCACAUAUACCUCUUUCCAUGAUCCAGACCAUAUAUAUUACUAUUUCGUUAUAUUCUUAAACAGAUUGAGAAAUCUUUCACUGAACUGUAAGUGUCUUCCAACAAUACACUUCGUCACUCACUCCCUUUCUCUCUCCUUAUAGAUAAAUUCUCAGUAUGUUCUUCACUUGAUAUUUUUUACUUUUUUGACUGUAACAGAAUACUUCUAUCAAUCUCUUUUUUGUUUAAAUGAACAUCACUUUCAUUCAUUGAUAUGUAUAGCUAUGAAUAUGGACGUAUUCCUUUUCGAUGAUGUUGUCUUCUCUAAAGUAGUUAGGUUAGUUACGAAGCUUUGAAUAUUCUUUGCAAUUGAUCCAUUCAUUUGAAAUAGUAUGUAUGACAACUGGUUGGAUUCAACUGAGCUACCGAUUUUCGCGUUAUAAAUGUCCAGUUGAAUUUUCAAUUUUGGUAACACAUACACACACACACACAACGUACUCAAUUCACACUUGCCGUUUCUACAAUUUCUUUCAUUGAAACUCAUCUUCACACCUUGUACAUUUUUUAAUGCAUAGAAUCUAUAAAAUCAAUAUCGUACACAUAUCUCCUACGGUAAACUGCAUUCAGUGGUUUGUUUUUAAACACUACCAAAGUGACAUUUCACGUCUCUGUUUUACUUACUUACAAUUCCUUUGUUAUAUAUACAUUACACAUGUACACAGAAAAUAACUUUGACACUAAUGCAAUUCUCUCCUCGUUAUUUUGUACGACAAUACUAAAUUAUGCUUGUCCAUUAGAUAAUUAUAAAUAAAAAUCCAGUUUCUCUAU
Schistosoma mattheei is the source of this 7174-nucleotide messenger RNA. NCBI's taxonomy places the organism in Eukaryota, Metazoa, Platyhelminthes, Trematoda, Strigeidida, Schistosomatidae. The record is from the annotation of a GenBank genome assembly.